UCCGGACCACCUUCUUGCAUCCAUUCAGUGAUUUUUUUUUUUUCUUUUCUUUCUUUCUCGCACGCUUCCUUCGUUGUCGCGCUCUUGCUUGCUAGGAAUUGCAAGUCGUUGUCCUUCCUUUGUCGCUAGGACUCGUAAGGCGCUCCUGCUUGGUGAACCUUCUAACUCUGGUGUCCCUGCAAAUUGCAUCGGUUGUUCACUUUGUGGAAUUUUUAUUUUUGCCUUGGUGGCGAGAUUUUAGGGUUUUUACUCGCUGUGAAGACUGUUGAGGUCAACCGCGAUGGUGGAUUGAUGACCUCGUUCUGGAUUGCCUAAUUGAUGUGAUUGAGUGACAUUGGCGCAGACUUUUUAGUGAUCAGUGGAUGAUGGCGAGUAGAUUAGGCGGUUGUUGUCGUAAGUUAUCUGGAAUGGUCUGUUUAGAACAAAUUGCGGGACCUGUGUAAUAAUGUCAUGGAGAUUUUCACAAGUUCCUUCUGUUUUGCGUUUUUCUCGCAUGAUAUUGCCUUAUCGCCAGAUUGAAGGUGUGACAGUUAUUUUGUUGCAUCUAGGGAGAUGUCAUUGAUUUUAUCCGUGGCAAGCUCAUCUUGUUGUAUUCUUAAUUUAAAUGACUCCAUUCAACGAGUUUUACUUACUCCUCUGGAAGGCUACGGUUGGGAUUUUGCAAUUCGCUGAGAAUUCAUGUAUUUUUACAGCACACCUGAGCAAUCGAUUCGGUCCUCGGAAGUUCUGGAGCUUUGUGUUACAUGCAUGCAGUUCUCCAACGAUUCUUAGGUGGAGGAAGGAGUGAUGGUUAAUGUAACACCAGCAUUAAAUGCAGAUGUGGUUUCUACCAAUAGAAAGAGUGUUGUUUAUGGUCCUACCUAUUUGCGGAAUGGGUGCUUUUCUUGGAAAUUCGGUAUUUCUGGAAUGUUUCUGUUACUUGUGAGCAUUGUUGCAAGAAAUACAGUCGUAGCUGCAAUAUCGUGCUUUAUUUAUUUGUUUAUUUGGGUUCGGUGGAGAGGGGAUUCAUGUUUUAGUUUGUGAAGUUUCGCUCGACUUUUUAUGCAUUGAACUGGUUUUUGGCGCGAGGCCGUGUAAUGCAUUAUAUUUGUUGGUUCACGUAUCCUGUGGAUACUUAGAUUUUCAGAUGGGCUUCACUUUCUGGUCGUAAGAAAGGCAGAUCGAUCUCACUGCUUCCCUCAUAUGAUUGGAAGCGAGACCAAGGAAGGACGAAGCAAUCAUUUGAUUGUGUUUUGCUUGUGAUUGUUGAUUUUCGUUUCUCAGGGUCGAUCUGAUCUUUGUGUUUGGAGAAAAACCUUAAACAUCAAACUCAUCUAUUCAGGGCUGGAAGGUUGAGUGUUGUCAAGAAUCCACCGACACGGAAUCCAUUUCGCGAGUUAUCCUGAGCAAGGUUUGUGCUUGAACAUCGACUGAAUAAUAUAUAGCAUGAGGAUCUGAGGAUAGGAGGAGUUUAUCAACAUGGAUGGAGCAAAGUUUACUAUAGAUCUGAGUAGCAGUGGCGCAGCGAAACUCAGGGAAUGUGUGAAGGAGAAGCUGUCUGAAUACAUUGGAAACGAUACGGAUGAUGUGCUUGUGGAGUAUGUGGUUGUGCUCGUGGGACAUGGAAAGGAGAAGUCGCACGCUGUUAAAGAUCUUGAAGCUUUUCUAGGCGGAGGCAGCGAGUCAUUUGUGUCUUGGCUUUGGGAUCACAUGUCUGUUAACAAGGAGUCGUACUGCAAGAUUGAGGAUAGCAGGCCUCCUAAUUCCGAGUUGGCAGACGAGGAUACCCAGCAGGGCGAACCUAGUCUACGAUCAGUUGUGACUGUAGUUGAGCAUGAUGAGAAGACGACUACACGGAUGGAAGUUGAGGAACUGUCUGAAGGACUUGAGUUUACUCGAUCGGUGCAACUAGAUGACGUGAAUACAGUUGCUGAAGCUGGCAACUCUUUGGGGAGGAGAAGUCGCCGGCGGGAUGGAUCACGUCGCAACGAGGCCAAGCGACCACGGUCACCUGAAAUAUGGAUUCGCCGAGGUGGAGGACGGGUUGACAGGCCUGACGUGAAAGAGAUGUCUCCUCCAGUUGUGAAGGCUUCUCGUCGCCUUUUGAUCAAUGCAGUGAGGGAGGUUUUUAACGAAAGUGCACUCCUUGCCACCAAGAGGGAUGCUUCUAAGAAGACCGAAUCAGCCAAGCGGCUCCAAUCUGUGGUGUCGUCAGAUGCUGACUUGCAGGGUAAUGGAGGAACUGAAGUUGACAUGAUUCAUGAAAUCCCUGCUGUUGAGCUGGAACCGUUCGCUGUGGAGGAUCGUCAUUUUAACAGAACCUCUCAGUUACAACAGAGGCAAAUGCAGGACAAACCUGUUUCUGUGUGGGAUCGAAUUAAGUUGAAUGAUCGAAGUGCCCAGAACAAUACGAACAUGUUUGGAGCCGAAGGCCAGUUUGCAAGUGUCCAUUUUGAAAAUAGGGGAAAAUGGAAGAAGAACGGAGCUGCUGGACUUAGAGCAGGAUCUGGUAAAGGAAGAGGUGGCAGGGAGCAGAGAUAUAGAGGAGCACCGUACUCUGGUAGGACAGUGGAUGUAUAUGGACAUAUACUGGAAGAUGCAUUGCCAAGUGUUAAUGCGGAACAUAUGCAGAAUCAGGACAGUCUACAUAGAAGGAAUAGUUUCAAUUCUCACAAGCCGGGAGGUCAACGUUCAGAAAACGGAUUCUCAUCAUCAGUUGGAAAGGUUGUGGGAGAUGAACAAGUGACCAUCGCUAAUGAGGAUGUUUUGGAGAUGAAAAAGAGACUGAGGCAAGUACAGCUCGAUAUGACCAAACUGCGAGCUCGCCAGGCAGAAGUUUCCAAAGAGGUGCAGAACUCACCCGCUGCUGGUGUCAGGUCGAUACCAUUUGAACCGCAACCAAGUCAAGAAGACAUCAAUGAUCGGUCUGUGUUUGUCACCAAUGUGCAUUUUGCUGCAACACAAGCAGCUUUACGAGUUCAUUUUGGUGGGUGUGGAUACGUUAAUCGGGUGACUUUGUUGGUAGAACCGGCCACUGGCAAGCCUAAGGGAUCUGCUUUUGUGGAAUUUACUACAAAGGAUGCAGUAGAGAAUGCUUUAGCUUUGAAUGAGUCAUCACUGCUCUCUCGUAACCUCAAGGUUAUGCGCAAGGAUUCUGCUAUUGCAGAGAUGAACCCUGAUCCAUCCCUUUCCAGUUCAUUUAUUCCACCACCAUUUUCAAGAGGGCAUCCAAGAGAGCAUAUGCCUCCGCAUAAAAUUUAUCUUGCAAGGCGACCAAUUGGUCCCCCCAUGCCUUAUAUGGGAACUUCAAAUUUAAAAUGGAAGCGUAAUGCAUUAGUAGGAGCAACAACUGGAACUCCGAGCGGUGUUUCUACUUCCACAGAUGUGGAAAUGAUAACCACAGGUCCUGUGCGAUCAUCGCGAUCUUUGUCUUAUGUUCGAGUGGCCCCUUAUGCAAUUCACGGUACUGCUGAUGAUUCUCAGAAGAAGUAAAUGUGGUGACCCUUUUCCUUGCAAGUGUCCCACACAGGCCAGUAGAAUCCUUGAAUUUUAGAUUAAUUCAUAUUAAGGUUCUAGUUAAUCUUGAAAAAAGAGUGCUGCUGUACUGCCUUGACUGAGUAGACGAGUGCGUAGCCGUAUACUUUUAGAUUUAAGUAGAAAAUUUUCUAACCUUCAUCUUUACUUGAGGUUAGCACCCCGCUUUUAGGUCUGUGCUACAUGCAAUUCUGAGCGUUUGUCUUGUAGAUGGAGCUUGUAUUUUGAGAUCAUUAGUCAAUGCAGAAUCCAGGUUCUUCAACAAUUGAAGAACGGGAGAUAAAAUCACCUAGUCAACAAGUCUGCUACCUGCUUGCAGCUGUAACCUUCACGUUUCUCUUAUGGAGCUGCCUAAAUGUCUUUAUUUUUUUA
Messenger RNA from Physcomitrium patens, 3885 nucleotides. RefSeq lists its product as uncharacterized. The record is from RefSeq and is a predicted model, not a curated record. Gene Ontology annotation, biological process: regulation of mRNA stability. Gene Ontology annotation, molecular function: poly(A) binding. Gene Ontology annotation, cellular component: nucleus; cytoplasm. NCBI's taxonomy places the organism in Eukaryota, Viridiplantae, Streptophyta, Bryopsida, Funariales, Funariaceae.